CGCCAUGGAGCUGGGAGCGGCCGCCGUGCCCUGCGGGAAGGACAAGUUCAUCUCCAGGAACGAGCUGCUCCUGCACCUCAAGACCUACAACAUCUACUACGAGGGGCAGAACCUGCAGCUGAGGCACCGGGAGGAGGAAGGGGAGCUGAUCGUGGAGGGGCUGCUGAACAUCUCGUGGGGGCUGCGCCGCCCCAUCCGCCUGCAGAUGCAGGACGACAACCAGCGCAUCCGCCCGCCACCCUCCUCCUCCUCCUGGCACUCGGGCUGCAACCUGGGCGCCCACGGGUCCGUGCUGAAGCCCAGCACCCUGCCGGACAUCCAGGUGACCGACGGGGACAGCGGCAGGGGCACGGAGAAUCCCGGGAACGGCGCAGGUGAGCUGGGCUCGGAUCCGCUGGGAUCGGGAACCUCGGUGUUCACGCCCGCCUACGGCUCCGUCACCAACGUGCGCAUCAACAGCACCAUGACCACGCCGCAGGUGCUCAAACUGCUGCUCAACAAGUUCAAGAUCGAGAACUCAGCAGAGGAGUUUGCUCUGUACAUGGUGCACACGAGCGGAGGUGAGUGCCCCAGAUCACCCCCGGCCGGGGUGCCCCAAAUCCCUGGCCAGGAGUGCCCCAGAUCCCCAUGUACCAGUACCACGCUGGCAGUGCCGGUGCCCCCCUGGCAGUGCCGGUGCCCCCCCAGCAGUGCCAGUGCCCCUGGCAGUGCUGGCACCACCCUGGCAGUACCAAGAGGGUGGGGGGUGGGUCAGUUCAGCCCCCUCUUCACCAUCGCCUGCCUCUCCUGUCCCACCCAGGUCGCCCAGUACAUCAAAUUCGAGAUGCCCAUCCUCAGGAGCUUCAUCCAGAAGCUGGAGGAGGAGGAGGACCGGGAAGUGAAGAAGCUGAAGCACAAAUACUCCAUCCUGCGGCUGAUGAUCGAGCAGAGGCUGGAGGAGAUUUCCGAGGGCCCCACGGCCAUGUGAGCGUCCCUGGGAUGCGCUGCACCAAAUCCCGACCCCAAAACGCCCCCGCUGCCCCCCUGGGUGACUCCAGCCCCCAGCCAAGCCCCCUCCCACGCCCCCAUCCCCAGGAAUCCUCGGGGGUUCUUCCCAGGAAGGUUCUGGCUGGCUGCAGCCAAAACCUCGAAUCCCUGGAAAACACAGGGAAAAAAAUAUUUAAAAAAAAAAAAUAAAAGAGAAAAAAGAGGAAAUCUGUCAGCAGCAGCAGCGAGGUGAGGGCUGCCAGAGUUCCAGAGCUGGAAUUUUGGGGGCUCAGGUUGGAAAUGCCCGACGUGGCUCCCAGUGGAGUUCCUGCUGCUCGGCAGCAAGAGAGCACAAAAAAAACAAAAAAAAUCCUCUUUUUUUUUUAGAGAAAAGCACAUUCCUGCCCUGUCACCGCAAUAAUUCCCAGGUGUCGGGAGGAUUUUAUAAAUCCAAAGGGUUGCCUGUGAUUUUGGGGGGGUUUAACCCUGACCUAAGGGCUCCUGGAGGUAUUUCCAGCCCAGGAGAAAUUCCCAUUUUUCCCAGCCCCUUCCCCAAAGCCGUGGCUGUGGCGCAGCCCCUCCGUCCCCCCCACCCCGCUGUAAUUUGCACUAAUAUUUAGGGAUUUUGAAGAAAACCACGAUGUCAAACCUCUCUGGGAGCUGAAAAUGCCAAAUAGCACUCGCAGGGAUGGCUGAGGGCCCCGAGCAUCUCCAGGGGUGCUGGGAAAGGGCAGAGGCAGGAGGAGGGGGAGGCAGAAAUAAAGAGGAUUUUGUUUUCCAAAUGCAUUUUCCAGCAGUGCCAGGAGAUUAUCCUGGUGAAACCAGGGCCAGGCUGGCUCCACCAGCAGCAGCAGCUGGAAAAAACCUCUUUCCUCCCAGGCUAAACCAGCAAUACCCAUUUUAUACCUCGAUGUGAACUAAACCUCUGACUUCCUCCCCCUUCCCUUUGAGUUUUCGCAAUGCAUCUUUGUAAUUUUCUUUAUUUUUUUUUUUAAUUUUUAAUUUUAAUGGUACCUUUUCCACCUUUGACUCACGUUGGGGAAAGUGUUGUACAGCGAGAGGAGCUUUUGGUGUGUUUGAAGGGUGAUUGUGGCACUGCUGCGUGGAUUAACAAGGAAAUGAAAUAAAAUAAAAUAAAAUAUGUAGCAACU
Molecule: messenger RNA, 2117 nt
Organism: Onychostruthus taczanowskii (white-rumped snowfinch)
Lineage: Eukaryota; Metazoa; Chordata; Aves; Passeriformes; Passeridae
Gene: RASSF2
Product: Ras association domain family member 2
Exons: 9
Coding region: 5-967 (320 amino acids)
Biological process (GO): positive regulation of protein kinase activity; positive regulation of JNK cascade; regulation of non-canonical NF-kappaB signal transduction
Cellular component (GO): cytoplasm; nucleus
Source: RefSeq, a predicted model, not a curated record